Eublepharis macularius is the source of this 8915-nucleotide messenger RNA. It is a transcript of the gene WDFY4, whose product is annotated as WDFY family member 4. The record is from RefSeq and is a predicted model, not a curated record. The coding region runs from base 15 to 8915 and encodes 2966 amino acids. Gene Ontology annotation, molecular function: protein binding. The transcript has 57 exons. NCBI's taxonomy places the organism in Eukaryota, Metazoa, Chordata, Lepidosauria, Squamata, Eublepharidae.
GCGAUAGCAGUGAAAUGUGUCAAGAGGAAUGGCACACCCAGAAAACGCUUGUGCAGAUAAUGCUCAAUGUUUAUUCAGAAGAGCAAGGAGUCGAAGAGCUUCUCAAAACUACUGACCUUCAGUCUCUGGUCAUAACAACAGCCUCUCUUUGGGACCAAGGCAGCCGUUCCUGGAAAAACCCCAUAAGUUGUGUCCUGAAAACAAUUUCGAAGACCCCAUCCCAAAAUAUAAUUUCAUACCUGCAAGCUUCAGGUUGCAUUAAAAUGUCCAUUCAGAACUUGUUGAAGUUGGCCGACUCCUUGCCUCCGUGUGAUGCAUGUGAAGCCCUCAACAUCCUCCUAUGUUUUGUGAAGGACUCCUACCUGUUCUCCCCAGCUUUGCUUUCCGAGUUUGAGAACAACGGGGGGUACCAGCUGCUGCUGAAAGUUUUUCUCAGGUACAAUGGGCUACUGGAUGGCAAAGAAGACGAGAGUCUCAAAGAGACACUGGACAUUCUGACGCAACUCACGGUCUGUGGGAAAACAGAGCUGAAGGUUUCAGGCAACAUCGCACACCCUCAGCUGCCACAAUUCAGUGCUGAACAGCCCCCUUCCACAGGAAACAGAGUGAGAAACCUGAAGGCUUUCCAGGUGCUUGAAUCCCUUUUUCGGAAGACCAGCAACCCCGCCCUGGGCCAGCAUGUCUUGCUGGCCAUAAAGUCCAUCUGGACCUGGGAUCCCAUGAACUUCUUUCUCCUCGAGUGGUCGCUGCAGCCCAUCUCCCAGUUUGUGGGGCUCCUCCCCCUCAAGCCCCCCCUAGUCCGGACUCAGCUCUUCCAGCUGGUCGAGUCAGUGGUUCUGGAACUCUCAUACAUCCCUCACGAUAUCCUGAAAGAGAUUCAGAGUUUGAUCAAGGAGAACGCUGAGCCACUCAUCACCUCAGCGGCUCUGCGCUGCCUCCACAACAUCAGCCGAAAGGAUCCGCUCUUUACAGACAUCUUCCGAGACUCGGGACUGUUGGGAAUGCUGCUUGCUCAACUGCGCAAAGAAGCUAAGAUACUGAGGAGGAAAGGUGGAGGCCAAACACCUGGUUGCCAAGAUCACACUGCGGAAAGAGAACACAUCAGUAGGAUGCUGAAGAUGGUGGCUGCCCUUCUUGAGGGGUCUGUUAGGAACACUGUGGUUCUCCGGGAUUACGGGAUGGUGCCGUACAUUAAGAUUUUUCUGGAUGAUGAGUUGUACCGAAGCGACGCGCUGACGAUCCUGGAGCAGCUGUCCGUGGUGAACCCCGAGGAGUACAUGAGCAUCGCGGUGGGGGCCCUGUGCUCUUCCACCCAAGGGGAGCUGCCCCUCAAGCUCGAUCUGCUGAAGUCUCUCCUGAGGAUGCUGGAACAACCCCGGAGCCGGUCAGCCUUCAGAACCAGCAGUGGUUUUAAUGGACUGCUUUCCCUUCUCUUCGAUAUGGAGGGCGCACUGCAUGAUCCGCCAUCAGUCAUGUGGAGCUCAGUCCACCACAGCCAGGCGAUGGAGCUGCUCUCGCAUACCCUCCACGCGAUAGCCGCUGCUCUUCACUUGGACACUGUCAAUAGCGACUUCUUCCACAAAAACGGCCUCUUUGAGAAGCUGGCGGAGUACCUGUCCUUGCUUGGCUGCUUCGCAGUGCCAAAAGGGAGGCAGACCGUUAGAGCGCUGAGCAAGACUAGAUCAUUUGUCGAAUUGUUGGAUGCAUCUGUUUGCUCAGCACAGAAUCUCCCGACCUGGUUCAAAAGCUGCGUAUGGAUAUUCAGUUUCCUUGACCAGAUGGCCAAGGGGAAUGUCUUCCAGCUCAGGAGCUGCUCGAUGAAGCUGGAGCCUGGGGCAGAGGCACUCCUCCCAGCACAUAUUGAUGAGACCCCCCAAAAUCACCCAGACAAGAUGGAGGGCACCGAGGAGCACCUGGACAAUCAGAGAACAACUGACAAUCUGCAGCUGGAUCCCAAAGAAAGAUUCACCAGUAGAGAGGGGCCGAUCAUGUACCCAGGAGCUCUUGGUGUGAUGUUGAGGUUGCUUCCCAAACUCUACAAUGAAGCUUGCCAAGAGUUAUCAUGGGAACUCCAGUAUGCAGUGGCCCAUCACAUUCAAUCCUUGAUGAGUGGGGAGAAGAACCGCCAAGUGGCCUGUGUUGCAGGUCUGCUGGUCACCAUUGUUUCUUGCUGCCAGGAGGAGCUCCGCAAUGCCAGAUGCCCCCUGCACCUGCCACUCCUCAGACUCUUUGAGAAGCUUGCUUCCCAGUCCAUUGAGCCAGAUAUCUUAAGGCAGUUUCUCUGCCUCAGGACUCGGUUGCAACCUCUGGUGUCUGGUUCCAGUGCAAGCUCAUCUCCAGCAACUCUGGGGCAGCAGGAUGAAUUAUUUAAACCAGCUUGCAAAGACGGUUCACCGAGUGAUCCUGCAAAUUGUCACCUGGCUCCCUUGGGCUCAGUCACAUCGUGGACAUCUGAGAGUUCAGUGGUGGCUCUUGAGGCAGCCACGAGUCUGAUUGCCAUGACUGCGCCACGCAGCUUCCAACCGCACAGCACAUGCCUGGCACCUUCCUUUGUGGAGUUUGACAUGUCCCUGGAAGGAUACGGCUGUUUAUUUCUCCCAACUUUGUCUACGGUUCUGGGUCCCAACACUGAACACUGUAUCUCAGGAGGAAUUGGAAAAGGCCCCCGGUUGUUCCCCCCGCUGGAUGGCCUGACCUUCUCCUCCUGGUUUCUGGUCAGCAAGAUGGGUUCUGCGGACGAUGCCCCCCAUCCUCUGCGCUUUCUCACUCUGGUGCGUCACAUGGCACGGACGGAAGAAGAAUUUAUCUGCUUUGCAGUGAGCUUUUCUCCCAAGAGCAGUUGCUUGACCAUCUCCACAGAGGAAGUGCCCCUGCGGCCCCUCGACUUCAUGGAACCUGAGUGCGAAAGCUUCGGUCACUCCUCUAUCUUCUCCCAAGUACAGUUCAGUUGUGCCGGGCUGGUACUUACUAGGCAGUGGCAUCACCUUGUGUUGACCGCAGCAGUGGAAACAAAGAAGAUUUGCAACAUUUCGGCCUACAUAGACGGGCAGCUACUCGGCUCUGCUAAGAUGCAAUAUAUCCAGCCGUUUCCAGGGAGCUUUACUUCUAUGGAUCCUUCUUCUUUUAUUGAUGUUUAUGGCUACGUGGCUACCCCACGGGCUUGGAAACAGAAGUCUUCCCUGACUUGGCGCCAAGGCCCUAUGUACUUGUUUGAAGAAGUCGUUUCUGUAGAGACCUUGCAGCAUAUUUUCAAAUUGGGUCCAAGAUACUGUAGCAACUUUCAGGCUGUGGAGCUUGGAGGAGGAAGCUCCUGUAGCAAUUUACGGGCCGGACCCUUAGUAGCACAGGAAAAGAUUUCAUUUGGAAUCAACGUGAUGAGCUCAAGCUAUACCACAAUCAAAGGCAUAAGGGAAUGCUAUGGAGAGGUGGAUGGACGCCUGAUAGCCAAAGAGCUGGAGCUCUCCUCUCGUGAUGGUACAACACCAGUUUACAUGGCUCAAAAUACUGCUGGAAAACUUCCAGGCCCCUUAAGGACUAUCGGAUCAGUUGCUGUGGGCCAAUAUGGGACUCGAGUAUUCCAGACAUGCCCUGCAGCUGUCAGCUUGAACUAUAUUGGAGGCCCUGCUCUUCUGCUCGGCCUCCUGGUGAUGGCGGAAGAUGAGAGCUCCAUGUAUGCCACUGCCAAAGCUCUUCACUCUGUCCUCAGCAGCAGCACAAUGAGUGAAAAUCAGAUGAGGCAGAUGGGUGGGUACCAGAUCCUAGCUUACCUUCUGAAAAGGAAGGCACAUCUGUUAAACAGGAGAAUUUUGCAACUGAUUCUUUCCACUGGGGGCGCGGCUGAGACUGGCUUGGGAUCCUUAACCAUCAAGAGCCUGGAGGCCUUUCAGUAUAUUUUCUGCAACUUUGAGUUGUGGUGUCAUGGCCCUGAAAAUCUGGACCUUUCCGUCUUCACACAACUCACAGAAAUCCUACAAUCUUCAAGGGAUGGAAGCCAGAAUGCAAAACUUGCUCAUCAGACGCAGAUGGUACCCAAACUGCUGCUUCUCUUCAGCGACGCCAAGAUCCCACGCGUCCGAGUUGGCAAGAUCUGUGCUGUCCUCUUCCGUUUGCUCCAAGGCUAUUUUAACAUCCUGGAUACCCUUCGGAUUGGCUUGUUCUUGGUUUACACUUUAAGCCCCGUCUCGGUAGAUGAAAAUAAAGCGAGCCUGGAUGAUGUCUCGGAGUCACUGGGAGAUGCUUUGAGCCAAACAUCUGGAAACAUGAUCUGGCUCCGAAACCAGUUACUAGGGAUGCUACUGGAUGUGAUGCACUCCGACGAACCUCAUCGGUCCUCCGAGUGUUCCCCGCGCAGGAUGCAAGCGGAUGUGUUCCAGGCCCUGGGGCCCGACUGGUUCCUGAUGUUCAUACAAAGCCAUGUGCACUCGAGCACAGUCAUCCUGGUGGUGAAGUUGCUGCUCUAUUUCCUGCACAAUCGCACACUCCUGUGCAAAUUCAAGGAGGGGAUGAUGGCCGGCCUAUGGCUUGAGAACAGCUCAAGGGGGGUGAAUGUCUUGAUAGACAAUUUAAAGAGCUGUGUCCAGAUACCUGAAUGCAGCCCGUACUUGCUGUAUGGAUUUAUAGAGCUGAAGACAUUCCUGAGCAAUUGUAUCCGCAUCCCUGAAGUCUAUUUCCUGCUGUCAGGAUUAUUUCUGGCCACUCCGGUGUGUGAGCCACCCAGUGAAUCCCAGGCAGAGCUGGACUCCAUGUUACAGUGGCUACUGCAGAAUCAUUCUGCGGAUGCCGUCGCCAAAGUCGGUUUGUGCCCGGAAGCAGCAGUUCUGCUCCUGGAGAUGGUGAAGGCCUUGGUGGGCAAGGCUCCAGCGGAUGUAGAGGACUGUUGGGAGAUCAGCUUCCUUGGGCAUGUCAUGCAGUUCUUCUGCAUGGUCCAUCGUAGGUACUCCCAGGAUGCCCUCUGGUGCAACUCAGACUUUCUCCAAGCCUUGGCAUUGGUCGUCUUCCCCUCUGCGGUCCCUCAGGGCAGCCCUGUGGGUGGCUUAUCUACCGGCGACCUUCCUGUUCCUUUGCCCCUGGACCCUGCUAGGAAGCCAGUGUGGGGCUUCACCUGCCGCCUCCUGAUGGAAAUGUUACUUGUUGUCCCAGCGCAUAAGCAGUGGCACCCCUUGGAGAUGCUUCUUGAGGCUUCUGCAGAAGGCUGCACCGCUGAGCACAAGAAGAUCUUCCAGACAGAUAUCCUGCUUUCCAUUAUGGAUGUAUUCCCCAUAAUUGUCCAAGAGGAUGAAAAGAGAAUGCCAAAUUUCGGAAGGAACGGUUCUGCAGGAAGUGUGUCAGAGUCAGCCAUGCCGACGCUUCUGGUGAACAUAUCCUAUUUUGCCCAGAAACUGGUAGAGAAACUUUCUGCAGGAAUGUUUGUUGAAAACCCGAGAAAAAUCAUUCUCUUCCUUGCCGAGCAAGUGACUGUGGCCACACAGAAGAUUUCUCUCCACAAGGAAGCGAUUCUCAGUGUUCUUUACAGCAGCUUAAACCGAGCCAUUCUCCACUGCCUGUCGAGUGCCACUUCUGAUCAGCCAAGACUCCUCAGCGUCCUCCGGACCCUUCAGCAGCAGUGGGACACCAUCUUUGCAACACACAACUCCAAUCCGGGCUUCAUCACCUGCUUUUUGGAUUGCCUGUCUCAGCUGAGGCCCCCGAGUUCUUCGGAACAGCAUGAAGCAAAGCAGAAAUUGCCUUCUGGCCGCAGUCUUUUCCAGGCACCCAGCAAAGAGGAGCAGAGGACAGAUGAUCCACCUGUUCAAAAGAACGUUCAGCAAGAGAUCUGGAAGGCCGCCGAAGACAUCUGGAACCUGCUCCUCUCUCAGCGGAGACUGGACAUGGAAGAUGCAUACAAAACAGCACUCUCUGUUGAGAGAGCUGGAGCUGGAGACAGGAAAAAGAAAACGGGAGACCUCAUGUCUCAGUGGGAAGAGACCAUGGCAAAAGCGUGGCAGCAAUUCUUAGCAUCAGAAAAGAAAAUUCCUCAGAAUAAGCUUCUAGCCCAGACUUCCAGCAAAACACGCCCGUGGGGUGAAAGUUUAUCGUCAGCAAUGAAACUAGCAGCCCACAGAAACGUCAAGCGAAUGGGGUGCCACGCCCAGGACUUUGUGUUACAUUUGGAGAAAUACAGGCGAAGUGGCCAAGAACUCUAUGCAAUUCUGAACAAGGACCAGUUGCAGAGGUUACUUUGCAUCCACAAUAAAUCGGCCAAAGCCUGGGCAGACCUCGAGGAACAGCUUUUCAGGAGAGAGGACCCUACGGGGACCUCAUUGGUGCUCUCAGCUCCAAAAUGGAUUCUGGAUAGGUAUGAAGGCCCGGCCCGGAUGAGGAAAAGGAUUUGGUUUAACAUCACCGAUCACACAGCCGUGGCAACAAAGAACAAGGCUCACCAAACACAGGAGAGCACAUCUGUUCCAACUCCUGAGGAAAGACAAGAAGAGCACCUGCUGAGUGAUGGACAAAGAGAGAUGGACUGUGACCAGUUGACAUUCUUUCCUUCCUUGCUUGAAAAUAAUUCAGAAGACUUUUUGGAGGCAUGCAUGGAAAGAAGAAUCAUUUUGCAAGAGUUUGCAGAGGAUGAAAAGGUUACAAAUAGAGAAUCGGUGGCGAUUGUUCAGGGGCAUGUGGUUCUGGAAGGAGUGCUUCUCUUUGGUCAAAAACAUUUUUACAUCUGCAAGCAUUUCACUUUGUCCCACCUGGAAGAGGUUUACUGCACAAGGCACUGCUUAUCCAGCAUCAGUGAAUCGUUCAUUUAUAGUUUGUGCCACAAAGAGCAGGCCGCGGGACGGCCUGCAUGUUCCUGCUACUCAUACAGUGACAUUAAAGAGAUCCACCCCAUGCGCUUUCUUCUUCAGGAGGUGGCCUUGGAAAUCUUCUUCAGAAGUGGUUACUCCGUCUUCCUGGUAUUCCACAAGAGUGACCGGAAAAAAACCCUGAAAAGAUUUUAUUCAAUGAAGCCUGUUUUGAAAUCAAAAGGAAUCACAGAAGAGUCUAUCAAUAUAAGAAGAAGCACAGGAGGAGAGAAGACCAUGCUCCUGAAGUGGCAGAGAAGGGAGAUCAGCAAUUUUGAGUACCUUAUGUACCUGAACACUUUGGCUGGACGUACCUACAGCGAUCUCAUGCAAUACCCAGUCUUCCCAUGGAUUCUUGCUGACUAUCAUUCCCAGACUUUGGAUCUGACUAAUCCAUGUGCCUUCCGUGACCUAUCAAAGCCCAUGGGGGCACAGACAACCAAGAGAAAAGAGAAAUUCAUCCAGCGUUAUAAGGAUGUAGAGAAGACUGAAGGCAGCCUCUCCGCCCAGUGCCACUACUGCACCCACUACUCUUCCGCCAUUAUCGUGGCCUCCUACCUCGUCCGCUUAGAACCCUUCACCCAAAUCUACUGCUCUUUGCAGGGAGGAGGUUUUGAUGUCGCGGACAGAAUGUUCCACAGCCUGAAAAGCACUUGGGAUUCCGCCUCCAGACAGAACAUGACUGACGUGAGAGAACUCACCCCGGAAUUCUUUUAUCUGCCAGAAUUCUUGACCAAUUGCAAUCAGGUCGAGUUUGGAAGCUUGCAGGAUGGGACCUUGCUGGGUGAUGUGCAGCUGCCCCCCUGGGCAGAAGGAAACCCUCAUAAGUUUAUUAGCUUGAACAGGCAGGCCCUGGAGAGUGAUUAUGUCAGCAGCCACCUCCACCACUGGAUAAAUCUCAUCUUUGGUCACAAGCAGCAGGGACCGGCAGCAGUGAAGGCCGUCAACACCUUCCACCCGUAUUUUUACGGUGACCAGGUGCACCUGGACAGCAUCAGUGAUCCACUCACCAAAAACACUGUCUUGGGAUUCAUCAGCAACUUUGGACAAAUCCCAAAGCAGCUCUUUACCAAACCACACCCAGCUAGAAAUGCCCUGGGGAAGCAUCCUGUGGGCAGAGACACCAUCCUCUUCUCUUUCCCAGCCGGGCAGUUGCCUCCAUCGCUCAGCAGCCUGCAUAACUUGAAGCUCUCAUCAGUUCCUGUCAAAGACACACCUCAAGGACCUGUGGGUCACAUCGUGAGCACCGACAAGGGAGUUUUGGCUGUGGACAAGAACAAAAUUUUGCUCCCUCCACUGUGGAACAAAGUUUUUUGUUGGGGAUUUGACGACUUCACCUGCUGUCUGGCAGGCUACGGAGCAGACAAGAGCAUAACCACCUUCGAAGCCCCUGCAGACUGGGGGGCUUGCCUCUGUGUUGUGUGCCUUACACCGACAAUACUCAUCACCGCGGGAAGCAGCUCCGUGGUAUGUGCCUGGGAACUCUCUGUGGCCAACGAUGGAGCGGCUUGCUUGCGCCUGAAGAAGCCUUUGUAUGGGCACCGAGGGGCCGUGACCUGCCUGGCUGCCUCCACGUCCCACAGCGUCGUGGUGAGCGGCUCUGCUGACAGAUCCGGCAUCAUCUGGGACUCGAACCAGCUGACAUGCCUCGCCCGGCUUCCUGCCCACGAGGCAUGCCUCUCGGCUGUUGCCGUCAACGAUUCCACAGGUGACAUUGCCUCCUGCGCUGGAAUGUCUCUCUACAUCUGGAAUAUCAGUGGGAAACCUCUGGCCAGGCUCGACUCUGCCAGCAGACUUGGUGCCACUCUGUCCUGCUGCUGCUUCGUCCAGGUGAUGGACUGGGAUGUGCACGGCCUAAUCGCCACAGGGGAAACAGGUGGCCGAGUGCAGGUUUGGAAGCUGGAAACCGCCCCCUCUCGGUGCCCAGAUGUUAGUAUGAAGACCUCCCAGUCCUCUUCUGAAUGCCUGGCAGAGAAGGGCAACAAGUUGGAAACCCCAUGCGUUCUCUGUCAAGAGCUUGAUCUCAGCACAACCACGUCGGAAAGGCCUGGCAAAGGGGCGGCAACUGUUACAGCCCUGGCAGUCUCCAGGUAA